AUGGAAGUUCAUUCACAAGGAGAAGAUCGUAAACCCGGAGAAACAUACAAGCUUGAGGUGGAAAAUGUUGUCCUUGAGGUUCCUAACGAGGAUCUAUCUUCGGGUUCUAAGUAUGUUAGACUGUUAAAUGGAGUAUCUGCUACCUUUGAAUCAGGGAAGCUAUCGGUUGUCAUGGGACCCAGUGGAGGUAGCAAAACAACGUUGAUGAACUUGAUUGUGGGGAUAGUUCAGAAACACUCGAUGUCCUAUGGAAAAAUUUUGUUUCAAGGAGAGGAGAGGGAUCAAAAUACAUGGCUAUCUCGUAUAGCGUAUCUGAAUCAAGACGAUUGCAUAGUUCCUUAUACAACUGUCUAUGAAUAUAUAUAUUUCUGCGUUAACUGCAGAACGGCAAAGAAGCGAAGAGGAAGUGUUGGGGAAAUUGUAAGCAGUGUGAUGAAAAAGCUUCACAUUCAAGAUCUUAAGGAUACGAUGAUGACAGCGAUUUCUGGAGGAGAGAGAAAGAGAGUGAUGAUAGCUGUGGAGUUUGCAGCCUCCCCUGAUGUGUUAAUUCUCGACGAGCCGACCAGCGGACUUGACUCCCAUCUUGCGUUUGAACUAAUUCAGAUGGUUAAGCAAUAUGCGAUUGAAAACAAUAGUAUUGUGAUUACAACAAUUCAUCAGCCUGGGCCUGGACUAUUUAACAUGUUUGAUGAUCUAUUAUUUCUUUAUAGAGGAUCUGUCGUAUACUCUGGGCCAGCUGACAAAUGUGAAGAAUUUUUCGAUUCUAAGGGAGUCCAUAGGAUUGGACAGCUGUCCAUAAGUGAAUUCAUAUUUGAGCUCUUCUCCGAUAAGUCUUAUGUUCCUGGAAUCGAAGAAUACAAGGAAACAAUCAAUGAAAUAAUAGAGUCUGUGGCACAAGAAGGAAAUUCAAAAACCAAGGAUAGAGUUAUGAAACAUGACGGUAAUUCUCCAAUCAACCUUCCAUUCAGUCUUUCAAAGGCACUUAUGAUAGCCAAAAGGCAAUUUAUCAUUGAAUGGAGAUCUUGGAGAAUGCUAAAGAACCGUAUUCUAGAAAUGGUCUUUCUUGGAUUCUAUAUUUACUUCAUGUAUCCUAUAAAUUUCGUUGGGAAAUUCAUAAACUACACCACUGAUCUUCAUUUAGAUACAAGUGCCGAAAGUGGCUCAAAGUUCAUUUUCUGUCAGCUUCUUCGUUUCCUGAAGUCCAACUUUGACGAAUCAUUGGGGCCUAAUAUAGAUGAAGGCAUCAAGUGGGAAAUGUCUCCAUUUCUGUUGUUUUUGCUUUCAUCUUUAGGCCAGACAGAAUUACUAGAUGGACUAGAUUACAUUCAUAGAGAGAUCUCUAAGGGGACAUAUGGGCCGUCGACUUUGUACUUUUCGACAUGGAUAACUGAAACUCUCCCAAUCAUUCUGAAAUAUCUUAUGUUUGUUGGGAUUAUAUCAUCUUUGGGGGUCCACGACGGGAACACAAUUGAGCUAAUUACUUAUAUAAUCAUAGGAAACCUCCUAGUUCUAUCAUUCAAUAUAAUGACAAGGAGCAUCGCGUCUUCCAAUGUUCUUAAAAGGCUCCUAUCUAUGUUCACCGUGAUAUUCAUACCUCUUUUGAAUCCUGAUACACUGUAUGUGAUUUCUGGUUUUCUUUCCUCUCCAUCGGUUGGAACGCUUGGGCUUCUGAGGUUCUUCAAGUACUUUUUGCUACCUUUCUGGCCUCACAUUUUCUUCCAGGGCUUUAUGAAGUUAUCUUUCUUCGAAAGAGUACUAUUUCCUGUGGAGCCAAAUGAGAAGUUUACUCCUCCAUAUAAGACAAUCAUGGGUAUACUAGUAAACUCAUGGCUCUAUGAUCCGAGGCUUAGUGACGAAGAAAACAAGGAAAAACUCUUCAACCCUCAAACGAAGUUCCUAGUCAAUUAUGAUUAUUCUAGGUAUUUCUUAUUACUUUGCGGGGCCAUAUCUCUCAUGAUUGUUGUUUUAGUCAGCAACUUCGCUCUUAUGCAUAGGUUUUCUCCACGACUACGGCUCAGGUUAUCUAAAAGAUAA
Messenger RNA from Encephalitozoon romaleae SJ-2008, 2034 nucleotides. Its product is annotated as White ABC transporter. Bases 1 to 2034 code for a protein of 677 amino acids. Lineage: Eukaryota; Fungi; Microsporidia; Unikaryonidae. Gene Ontology annotation, molecular function: ATP hydrolysis activity; ABC-type transporter activity; ATP binding. The record is from RefSeq and is a predicted model, not a curated record. The transcript has a single exon.